Molecule: messenger RNA, 903 nt
Organism: Momordica charantia (bitter melon)
Lineage: Eukaryota; Viridiplantae; Streptophyta; Magnoliopsida; Cucurbitales; Cucurbitaceae
Source: RefSeq, a predicted model, not a curated record
GAACAUGCUGGAUUUCGCUGUAAUCCAAACACGGUUCAUCUACAAUGUCAUGGAUGUGGAGGAAUGAUGCCUUCUCGAUUUGAUAUUGGGAUACCUCAACAUUGUUUAGGAUGUGAUAGAGCAUUUUGUGGUGCAUAUUGGCAAGCCCAGAGGGUACAUAGAAGUGAUACUCAUGCCACGUGCAAUCCCGAUACCCUUAAACCAAUCUCUGGACGUACCAUUUCAAUAAUUCCACGGCUAACGCAUGAAAAUAAUCAGCAUGAGCAGGAUAUCACAGAGAGGUGUAUUACUCAGAUGGGAAGAACAUUGCAGGAUGUCAUCUCUGAAUGGGUUGUAAAGUUUAACAGUAGAGAAAUUGAUCGAACACGAAUGCCUCUAAAUCAUGCGGAGAUGAUAACUGCUGAGACACAUAUCUGCAAUGAGUGUUAUGACAAAUUGGUGGGAUUUCUCCUCUACUGGUUUCGCAUUUCAACACCAAAAUAUCUUCUUCCAGGGGAUGCAACCGGAAGGGAAAAUUGUUGGUAUGGAUAUGCAUGUAGGACUCAGCACCAUAACGAAGACCAUGCUCGGAAGAGAAAUCAUGUUUGUCGUCCUACCAGAUCCCGUUAAUAAUAACUGUUUCCACUUUUAACUUAUUUCUCUCCUUUUAAUUAUAUUUUUCUAAAGUCUUCAGUCAUGUGAUCUUUGAAUUACAAGCAUUUUGGUAUUUUUAAAUGGUUUAAAGUAUACAUUUUAUAUGUAUAUAUUCUCGAGAAGCCACUGAACUGUUAUCGACAAUCUCUAUGACUCACCUAGGAGACUGGAGUUAUGUUCUAGGCAUUUAUGUUUAUGUUGGCUAAAAAAUGGUUACAUACAUCUCUUUGUGGGAAAUUGGCUGCCCAUGUAACAUUGUGUUGCCCUUCA